Ophidiomyces ophidiicola is the source of this 6015-nucleotide messenger RNA. RefSeq lists its product as uncharacterized. Gene Ontology annotation, biological process: rescue of stalled cytosolic ribosome; ribosome-associated ubiquitin-dependent protein catabolic process; methylation. Gene Ontology annotation, molecular function: ribosomal large subunit binding; methyltransferase activity; ubiquitin protein ligase activity. Bases 1 to 6015 code for a protein of 2004 amino acids. The transcript is spliced from 10 exons. NCBI's taxonomy places the organism in Eukaryota, Fungi, Ascomycota, Eurotiomycetes, Onygenales, Onygenaceae. Gene Ontology annotation, cellular component: cytosol; RQC complex. The record is from RefSeq and is a predicted model, not a curated record.
AUGAGUAAGAAAUUCAAGUCGCAAGCCUCGAGCAGCCGGGCUGCUUCCAGUCCUUUUGGCGCAGCAUCUUUUGGCGCCUUCACCCAAACAAACGUGGGUGCGGGGAAUGUGGUCUCAUCGCUGUCCUAUAUCUUUGAACCUCCGGACUUGUCGUUGCUAUCCCACCCCCAGGUAGUCGUUGCGUUUAAGAAUCUCUUAAAGAAAGACAGCACUACUAAAACAAAGGCUCUGGAGGACCUUCUGAACUUUGUUCGUGGCUCUGAAACUCAGGAAGGGAAGCUAGAAGAUGGAUUUUUGGAUGCUUGGGCCAUUCUAUAUCCACGUAUAUCGAUAGACGUGUCACGGAGAGUUCGUCAGCUUUCACAUACUCUUCAAGGACAUAUUGUAUCGACGACAGGAAAACGAAUAGCUCGUUAUAUUCCAAGACUGAUAGGAGCUUGGCUUGCCGGUCUCUAUGAUAACGAUAAGUUAGCUGUGAAAGCUGCGCAGGACUCGAUCAUCCGCGCAUUUCCCGCAGAGGACAAAAGACAAAGUAUAUGGAAAGUAUAUCAGUCUUCGAUAUUAGAAUUUGUACUUGAUGCCACAGUUCAGCAAACACCCCUGACCCUGAGUGACGAGCGAACCGUCCGACCAGAUGAGGCGAACGCAAAACAUGCCCGGGUUGUCGCAACUGCCUUUCAAAUGCUUCAUCGAUUACUUGUUAAAUCUCCUGGUGGCCAGCUACAGAAAGAUUCUCUUCUUUUGCAAUCAUUAUUUGAGAGUCGAACUCUGUGGAAAUUUGCAUGCCAUGAAGAUUCUUUUGUGCGUCGAUCUUUCUAUGAACUCUGUCAAACGUCUAUUUCCAUAAUUGAGGGAUAUAGUGAAUGGAAGACUAUAAGUACGCAAUUGCUUGCGAAACCCCUAGCCAUUGACCAACACGGGUCAGCAAAUGAGUAUUCUGGCCUUUUGCUAAAAUUAACACAUAAAAAUCCUCAAAUAUGGACUGAUGAUUACUCUGACAAAACUUCUGCCUCCAAACGGCUCGUCAAAUACAUCAAAAGAGGCUCUCAAGGUGGCUCAACUUUGUACUGGCAAAAUCUGCGAUGCUUGCUACAAUGCAUUCCAGCCGAAAUUCUGUUAGAAAACUCUCAGAAUAACAGUAAUGUAUUAGAGCCUAUUAACUCCGUCAUGGAAGCUUUUCUCGGGGGAAUAUUGAACAGAGAAGGAGCACGCUCAAAUAUUCCCAUCGCUUGGUCUGCUUUCGUUGAGACCGCUUCUUGGAUAUCCGACAAAAUAGAAAGAGUAACCGACCGCUUAAAGUUCACCCAGGAGUAUCUUCUCCCUAUCCCAGAGCACUAUGUUAUUUCGCCUUCGCAACAAUCCAAAUGGGCAAUUCAAGAUAAAUGCGCAGUGGAUCUCUGCACGCAAUGCCUAGUUUUCGCGGCCAAGGCCACCGGUUCUACUACCGUUUGUGAAUUUUGGACCAGGAUAUCAGUUCUAUUAUCGGAAUCUGUAAAGUUAUCCGCUCCAGCGCAAGCUCAAACCCCUCAAGCCUCUCAAGACUUGAUUUGUCUACAAUCAAAACAAUUUUUCAGUCUCCAGACCAAAUUUCUAAGGUCUGUAGAAGAAAAUAGGGAGCUCUCGUCUUACCUCCAAGUCUCCAAUAAGAGCACAGUUAAUCUAUUUGAGACCUCCCUUGAAGCCCUGAAGUCUCGGGAUGGCAACCCGUACGGAGCAGCCUCGGUUAUCAAGGAUGCUGUGAUAAACUCCCAAAGAUUCUUGUCCGAUAUAGAUUCAGUUGAAAUAUUCCUGGCCGAUGUUGUUCCUGAUCUCGCGUUAUCCCCGUCUUCUAAUCACCUAGUGUCUGCCUUGUUUGCAUGCCGGCAGCGAGAAAGCUUUCAGACAGGCCUGAAAAAGCUGAUCACCGCAUUCCAAAUGACUCCACUGACAUUAUAUGCGCUUUCAGGGUUGGAGACUUUAUUUUCUUUGAUAAAUACAGACGACCUGCGCAUACAUCCUAAGUUGGAAUCCUUAAUUAUGAAGAAACUGGAAGAAGCACUACAUGGAGAAAAACAGAUUUGGGCUAGCAUAGCCUGGACUUUUCGAAAUCCAGCAUUUUCCAAUGGCAUUUCCAGCCGUGUCUUAAGUUGCCUAGCAGAGAGCUUGUCGAUGGAUGAGGCGAUAUCACUAGAAGCGCUCUGUGGCCUUGCGGACAUCGUCACCUUGGACUGUGUUACAUCUUUUGCAACCGGCUCAGAAGGGUCUAGCUUGAUUUCAAAACUUUUAUUUCUUUCGGAAUCCCCAAACGAUGAAAUUUCACACCGCGCAAAUGCUUUACAGGUGAAAAUCAACCGUUUGAUUAACAGUAGCAAUAUGCCUGGGCCUACCGUAGGAAUCAUUGAAAAUAGUUUUGAGGAUAUUGAAAAAGAGCCUUUAUCCAUUGACGCUUUGGUUGCUAUCGCACAACAGAUUCUGGACUUUGCUCCGGAUCAAAAGGACAUUAAUUUAUCUAGCCUGUUUCCCAAUGAAAGCCAAUGGACCGCUGCCUUGAAGCCAUUUCUCCAAUGCCCUUUGCCGCCGUCGUUUUCCAUUAUGAGCUCUCUCGGCGGAGCCGUGUUUCUGGUAAACCAAGCACACCAGGAUACCGAUGUCGUCUCCUUACCCCGUGAUUCAAACCAGUUGCCUUUAGCUACUCGCUUGGCAUUAUUUGUGACAAAAUUGCUUGCGGCCACUUCAAUAGAUGAUAUGGAACCACAAUUGCAGCAGACCUUGUUCUUGUACCUUCCACUUGUGAUUCAGCUGGUUGAAGAUGACUUGAAUGUUGAAUGUACCACCACUAUGCUGCCCCUGAAUUUUUCUGAACUAGAUUCUCCGGAGAGCCGAAAUGAAUUUGUUAGUUUUGUUUCUGAAGGUCGACUCAGAAUAAAGCAGUGGAUCAAUAAGUCGAUGGCUUUUAAAAACUCGCCUAAUAAUAAUAAUAAUAAUACCGACAUCGUGACAUUUUGGCAUGCUCGUCUGGAGAAAUUACAAGGAAACACUCCAGAGGCUUAUCGACUAGCAGAUGCGUAUACUAGAAUAAUGGCCGAGAAAGAGAGUCUAGAAAAUAUUGACUUUGCUGAAUCCGCUCUUGAAAUGGCGCAACAGCUGAAUGGGAGCGCGAAUCCAUUCGUUCUACCUGCUGUAGUUGCUAGUUUCAAAGCUUCCCUGGCUUCGUCUCCCGCAGCUUUAAGACUAUGCAAUCAACUGGUUGCCCAAAUCACAGGACUUGAUGAACUUUCUCAAGUUGAAGGUCUUCAAAAACUCAUUACUCUCAAUGUGGUUUUGCAAGGAGAUGGCAAUUUUGUUGAGAAGAUUCCCACUCAAAGAUUAGUGUUCCUCGUAAAACAUUUGAUGAGAUGUAUGCAAUCGACAGAAUUUCCAUUAGAACAGCUGGCAGAAGCUUUCAAAAUUCUUGCUGCUGUCUUCCCGCAGCUGAAAGAAAUAUACGGGUCUCAUUGGGCAGAUUCAUUUACUAUCCUGGACUCGUUUUGGAAAAACAACAAAGAGUCCGAUGAGUAUCUUUCAGCUCUCCACGCUUCGCUACGUUUGUUCAACUGCUUAAGGAACCUUGCUAUUAACGAAAGUAACGACGACCUGGAAGACGCAUGGGUCGCUGUACAAAAGGGGCUCGUGGAGGUAUUGAUCCAUUUACUUUGCUAUCUUGGUCCACUGUACAAUCCUAAUGUGCCCUGGAACAUAACCAUCGAUCUUCUUGAUCGCCAAAUUAAGCAACUUAAUGUGGAUUAUGUUGAGGAUAUUAGUGGGCUCUUUAGCUCGCUUUCAAUUCGCAGUGGAGGAAUACAGCGUGCUGCCUAUGAUGUGUUGCGUCGAGUCAUCCCGAAAUCUCAAGAAACACUAUCUUUAGAUGUUGCAUUGUCCGGUGCUAUAGCGAACCUCCCAGACGAGCUGCUCUCUCUCCUUCUCGACGUCCCAUCUUCCGAUAUUCUGCUGCAACAUCCCAUCCACGAAGAUAACGAUGAUAUAUGGAUGGAUGUUCGCUGUUACCUCCUGAGCUGGAAGGUUGUUUUCGAUCACUUUGCUUUUGCAUCGCUACCUGUUCAAGAGCGUUAUUCUAUGAAUAUCAAGGAGAACAACUGUCUCGAUCCGCUUCUAGAUUUCACAUUUGAAAUUUUGCAAUUAUCUCAAGGAAGGCUUGUAGAUGCAUCUAAAAUUGACAUCCGCUCUUUUCAAUUAGACGAAUCAGAGUCCCUGGAGAAGGAAAUACAGUGGCUACUGACUAAUGUUUACUACCUUUGCCUGAGAUAUUUGCCUAAUCUCACUAAGACAUGGUGGGUGGAUAGUAAGAAACGUGUCAAAGGGCCUGUUGAGGGUUGGACUCAAAAAUUCGUCUCCCCGCUGGUCAUAGAAGAUUCUCUUCAAAACGUGGCCGAGUGGUUUGAUGCCCAAGAUUGGAACAAUGAAGAACAGGCCUUGCAGGUCAAGAUAUCCUACAAAGUUGCCGAAAUCGUUGCAAGUAUUGAAAUAGACGAAGAAUCUCCCGCCACAUCGAUUUCAAUCUCUUUACCACCCACUUACCCACUUCAGCCGGCUAUGGUGACUGGUCGAUAUCGCGUUGUUGUUGACGAAAGAAAAUGGAAGAGCUGGCUGAUGUCCAUUCAAGGCGUCAUCAUGUUUUCUAACGGCAAGCUCGUUGACGGCUUGCUCGCCUUCAGGAAGAAUGUCCAGGGCGCUCUGAAGGGCCAAGGAGAAUGUGCAAUUUGCUACUCCGUGAUUUCAGCGGACAUGCAGACGCCAAAUAAGAAAUGCGCAACGUGUAAAAACACGUUCCAUUCGGACUGCCGAAAUGGAGCUGGAAGAGCCUCCCGUUUUCGUGGGCGCGGAGGCGCCGACAAGACCAGUCACCCCUACGCCAAUGUUUCCGCAAAGGACAAGGUAAUUCAGCAAACCGAUUACGAUGCGAGUAUGUCUAGAUUGAGCGCAGUAGAAUUGGGAUACUUGGAUGAUCCAUUUGCAGGCAUUUUGAGUGGCAUUGGCCGUGAAGAUGCGCCUCGAAGACUCUAUACUGAGAGAGAAUUCUACUUUUCAGGGACAUACGUUCGAACCACCGCUAUUGAUAUUUUGAUUUCACACUUUUUGGCGCCACACGACUCAAACAUUACGAAAAGACGGCGGCAGAUAAUAUCACUGGGAGCGGGUACUGAUACCCGUGCCUUUCGACUGCUUUCCCAAAAAAAGAGAUUGGGAGCCACAGGUGACUUGGUUUAUCAUGAGCUUGAUUUCCCAACAAAUACUACGGCGAAGAUCAGCACGAUUCGACAAUCGCGGGCAUUGAUGAGUACGCUCGAAAGCUCCAUAGGAGGCGUGACAGAUGACCAGGGCAUCAAAAUAUCAGAAGCAGCAGAUGCUUUACAUUCCACAUAUUACCACAUCCACCCAGUUGACCUUCGAACCCUCUCCUCUCUACCAUCAUGCGAAACGAGAUUCGAAGGCAUCGACACGACGCUUCCUACCCUCAUAAUUUCCGAAUGUUGUUUGAUAUAUCUCUCUCCAACUGAUGCAUCCAACGUCCUCGCGUAUUUCACGACCCUAUUCACUACCUCCCAACCGAAUUCUUUGCCUCCGUCGUCCACGAGCCCAAUGACACCCCUAGCCCUGGUUAUCUACGAACCCAUUCGCCCACACGACCCAUUUGGAAAAACGAUGGUCACCAACCUUGCCACACGCGGCAUUCAUCUACAAACCUUGAACCAAUACGCGACCCUGUCUCUUCAAAAAGACCGGUUGCGAAGUAUAGGCCUGGUCGCGGGGCAGGGCGCGUCGGAUGUGGAUUUCCUCUGGGAGAAAUGGAUUAGUAGUAGAGAGAAGGAGAGGGUGGCAGCGCUAGAGAUGGUGGAUGAGGUAGAGGAAUGGAGGCUUCUGGCGAGGCAUUAUUGCGUCGCGUGGGGCUGGAGAGAGGGGAAAGGAGAUGCUGAGAGCCAAGAGCAGGUGUUUGGCGGGUGGACGUCCCUCGAAGGCCAAGAAGGUGAUGAGGUAUAA